This is a messenger RNA of Erpetoichthys calabaricus (reedfish), 2172 nucleotides long. It is a transcript of the gene col9a1b, whose product is annotated as collagen, type IX, alpha 1b. NCBI's taxonomy places the organism in Eukaryota, Metazoa, Chordata, Cladistia, Polypteriformes, Polypteridae. The transcript is spliced from 31 exons. The record is from RefSeq and is a predicted model, not a curated record. The coding region runs from base 172 to 1956 and encodes 594 amino acids.
CACUAGGUGCCAGAGGUCCUGCAGGCGUUCCCGGAAUUGAUGGCAUAGACGGAGAAAGAGGCCCUAAUGGCCCUAUUGGCCCUCCUGGCCCAGAUGGGGAUGCUGGAAAACCAGGAUCGCCAGGAAUACCAGGAAUACCUGGGGCAGAUGGAUUAACUGGCCCUGUUGGAGAUGUCGGCCUGGAUGGCCCAGUGGGGCAGAAAGGUGAACCAGGGGCACCUGGACCGCGUGGGACAGCGAGUUCAGGCGCAGAUGGACCCCCUGGGCCACCAGGACCUGGGGGACUGCCAGGAGAACUGGGACGCAUUGGACCCGUUGGUGAAGCUGGCAUCAGAGGACCCCCCUGGCCUCCCUGGGCCCCCUGGACCUAGAGGGGCUGCAGGAUUUCGGGAAGGUGGUGGAGAGCUUUGUCCAAAUGCCUGCCCCCCUGGAGCUCCAGGCCAUCCGGGCCUCCCGGGUAUGAAGGGUCAUAAAGGAGUAAAAGGAGAAGCUGGGGAGCCUGGAAAACAAGGUCACAAGGGUGAAGAAGGUGAACAGGGGGCACCAGGGGAUGUUGGCGCACAAGGCCCUACAGGUCCUCAAGGCAUCAGAGGAAUUACAGGAAUAUUGGGACUGAAAGGUGAAAGGGGUGCUCGUGGACAUGAUGGAGAACCAGGCCCACAAGGUGUUCAAGGUGCCACGGGAGAUCAGGGGCAACGAGGUUCAAUGGGUGAAGCUGGGCCGAAAGGAGACCAAGGUUCUCAAGGUCCAAGGGGAAUUAGUGGACUUCCUGGCUCCAAAGGAGAGCCGGGAUUGCCAGGUGUAGACGGGCGUGAUGGGAUACCAGGAAUGCCAGGGGCAAAGGGUGACACAGGAAAGCCUGGUGCACCAGGUGAAGGCGGACUUCAGGGUCUUCCUGGCUUGCCUGGUGCUUAUGGACCCAAAGGUGGCAGCGGAGAUAAGGGUGGUUCUGGUAGUCCUGGUUUACCUGGAACAAUGGGAUCUCCUGGAAGAACUGGUGAACGAGGAGUACAAGGAGAAGUGGGACCAGCAGGACCACGUGGAGGACCAGGAGACAGAGGUGAACAAGGUCCAGCUGGUCAACCAGGUAUACCAGGGCCCCGGGGAGCAAAAGGUGAUCCCGGUCUACCAGGACUUCCUGGACCCCCAGGUCUGCCUGGAGUUAAAGGAGACAGGGGUGCUGUUGGUUUGACUGGCCCCAAAGGAGAACAGGGUGAUCCUGGUGCGGAGGGUAAUGCUGGAGACAAGGGAGAUGGUGGGGAUCCAGGAGAAGCCGGACCUAAGGGAUCAACAGGCAAUCCUGGUGAGCCAGGAAAUCGAGGUCCAGAGGGAAGUCGAGGUCAACCAGGAAUUGAAGGGCCACCAGGGAGCCCAGGACCAAGAGGGAUGCAGGGAGACCGUGGUGUGCCUGGUCUGCCAGGAGGCCAGGGACCUUCAGGCAAAGAGCCCGGUGAUCAGCAUAUAAGACAAGUCUGCAUGCGGGUGAUGCAAGAACAGUUGGCUCAACUCGCAGCCAGUCUGAGGAGACCUGAAUCAGGAGCUGCAGGCCUCCCUGGACGUCCUGGUCCUCCUGGACCCCCUGGCCCACCGGGAGACAGUGGCUUCCCAGGACAGGCUGGACCUCGAGGAUUGCCAGGAUUGAAAGGACCACUUGGAGAUAUCGGGUUGAAGGGUCCUAAAGGUGAAUUGGGUGAUAAAGGAGACCGAGGCAUUACAGUACGAGGACCCAAAGGCUUGCCAGGACCAGUGGGUCUUCCAGGUGAAGCUGGAAGGCCUGGCUACGGUAGGGAUGGACGUGAUGGAGAAAGAGGUCCUCCGGGAGUUGCUGGACAGCCUGGUAUUCCUGGACCACCCGGAAACGCCGGACCUCCUGGCUACUGUGACCCAUCUGCAUGUAGCUUGCAAGCAGGGGCUGCAGCUCAGUCUCUGAAGGACUCAAACGUUAAAGGACCUUGAGCAGAUCUCAGUGUCAGCCGUACCUGCAAAAAAAAAAAACAAAGGUGUGGGUUGAAGAGAAGUGAAAAUCAGAUGGAGCGACGGAAAAUCCAAAACAAGACUUUUAAAAAGACAAAGCAACCAGCUUUUAUACACUGUAAGAACAAGACAGAAACUUUUUUUUAUAUAUAUGAUGGUGCUCAAUAAAGUAUUUUUACCUGCAACAAACACAGCUAA